This is a messenger RNA of Cooperia oncophora, 147 nucleotides long. The record is from the annotation of a GenBank genome assembly. NCBI's taxonomy places the organism in Eukaryota, Metazoa, Nematoda, Chromadorea, Rhabditida, Trichostrongylidae.
AUGCUUUACAUCGCUCAUCGAGCUAUACAUGAAGUCAGUUUCUUAUGGUGGUUUCAUAAAAUGCACCAUUCUUCUGAGUAUUUCAAUCUCAGCACUGGUUUACGAUUACCAGCACUUCAGGAGCUACAGUGCCGAGCAGGGCGAUAA